Messenger RNA from Cyprinodon variegatus (sheepshead minnow), 2177 nucleotides. RefSeq names its product dehydrogenase/reductase SDR family member 13-like. The transcript is spliced from 4 exons. The record is from RefSeq and is a predicted model, not a curated record. Lineage: Eukaryota; Metazoa; Chordata; Actinopteri; Cyprinodontiformes; Cyprinodontidae. Bases 13 to 774 code for a protein of 253 amino acids.
GAGGCAGGAACCAUGUCUGUUGUUCUCCUAGUCGUUGGUGUUGUCAUAGGAGUUGCCUAUAUUUACCAUCACAUUGUGGUGAAGGGAGAGAGAUGUACAAGCCAAGCAAAACUUCAUGGAAAAACUGUGAUUGUCACUGGCAGCAACACCGGCAUAGGGAAGACUACAGCCAUAGAUCUCGCUCGGAGAGGAGCUCGAGUGAUUCUGGCCUGCCGCUGUAAACAAAGAGGAGAGGCUGCUCUUGAGGAGAUCAAAAGGGAGAGUGGCAGUAACCAGGUGGUAUUCAUGCAGCUGGAUCUGGGGAGUCUGAAGUCUGUUCGGACUUUUGCAGAGACUUUUCUGAAGUCUGAACCUAGACUGGACAUGCUAAUCAAUAAUGCAGGUAGGACUGCUCAGUUGCUCAGUUACCUUACCAUCAGCCAUUCAAUAAUAUCCUAUCUGAUUAUUCUUAGGGCUGUAUUAAGAAGUAAUUCUAAAGACCAGUUAACCAAAUAUAAUUCCUUUUUUUUCACAGGGGCCAUAAGUUCAGAGCUGGGUAGGAACACAAGUUUAUUUCUACAAGUCGUCCUUAAACCCAUCACCACGUUCUUCUUCAAGAACACUGUCCAGGGAUGCCAGACCACCCUCCACUGUGCCCUACAGGAAGGCAUUGAACCUCUCAGUGGACGAUACUUCUCUAACUGCACUGUUAGGAACCUCUUUGCUAAAGCCAGAGAUGACGCUGCUGCAAGAAAGCUGUGGGAGAUUAGCGAGAGAUUCUGUGACCUUCCCUAAAGCAAAAAGAAAAGCCUGCAUUUAAACUAUGACACAAACUAUUUUCGGUUAGCUCUUAAUAGCACCAGUUGUUCUUCAUAGUCUUGAUAAAUUAAGCUAACUGAAAACCUAGGUUCAAAACUAAGCAAUGGAGAGUAGAAAGAGAGAAAUAUUACGAUCUAUCCCCAAAUGUAUGAGAAUGAAACUACUUGAAAGAACUCCUCUGAAAAGAUGAGGGGUCUUUCUCAGCUACUAGGAUGUAGGAAUUUUCACCACAGUGUUGAGACGUGAUUUAAAUGUGAACUGAAUAAACUUUCUUAUGUAACUUGGUUAGAUGUAAAGAUAUUUAAUGACUGUCUAACCGCUUUGUGUUCAUCACAUUUUAAAUGUAUUAUUUCUGUUAUAAUCAUUCCUAAUGAAUUAUCAUUGGACAAGGCUGUCUAAGUACGUUUGAAAAAGAGAAGAAAAACAUUAAUGGAAAAUAACUUGGAAGGACAUUUCUCUUCAGUGGUUUCUGGUUUCACAGGUUUGGUGGGGUAACAGGAUGGGUGGGGUGGCAGCGACUCAACAGCCAGUUUUUAACGAGUGAUGUCAGAGAAAAUGCUUCAGUAGACAUUUCAAGUUACAUCAUUAGGAAGGUUAAUGCUUUAUAAUGCAGCUGUAUAUAUGGGUGGCUGUACUAUCAUUAUUUUCAGGUAAAUACUAAGAGAAUAUUUAAAUUAGCAUCUGAGGUUAUUUUUGCUUUGAUGUGUUUUAGUUUAACUUUAAAUUAAAACAUUAUGUACCAAAUGCUUUGGUGUUUAUUACUCCUAAAAUCCUAAAUGUAAUCUUGAUAUUAAAAUAAAUGUAGGACACCAACACUAUGGAAAAUAAUGUUGAGUUAGAAAGUAAGCAGUUAAGAAACUCCCACUGGAAAAGUACUGCAAUGAUGCUGAUCCAAGUUAUUUAACCUUAGAUGAAGCUUCUCAUUUCUCAGUUAUUCAAAAAUGUUUAUUUGAUUUUCACAUGAGAAGAUAACAGGUGGGGUUUACAGUAGGAGAGACUGGUUUUAGUAAAAUAAUUUCUUUUUAUAAUUUUUAGAAUAAGUAGCCUACUUCUAGGAUUUAGUCUCAGCUUAACUAAGAGAUUUGUUUUCCCUCUUUACAAAAUGACUUUUAAAGUGGUUUUAUCUUUAAUGACUGAUCUGGUUUCAUUUAUUUGAUUGAGUUUCUGUAGCCUGUAUGAAAAUAUUGAGUGGUCAAAAAAGGACCUUGCAGGAAGAAAACUGGAUCUACACAAAGACAUUUUAACAGAUAAACAACAGAGGUCCAGAUAUUAUUCUGCCGACGAACUCAUGAUCUCCAUCCAGUUCUACAGCAGCAGUGCAAAAAAGUAUCAGACAAGUUUUUUUGGGAAUUAAAGUGUUUUGUAUUUGUUUUAAUAAA